Triticum turgidum subsp. durum (durum wheat) is the source of this 516-nucleotide messenger RNA. The record is from the annotation of a GenBank genome assembly. NCBI's taxonomy places the organism in Eukaryota, Viridiplantae, Streptophyta, Magnoliopsida, Poales, Poaceae.
AUGGACUCCUCCUCCUCCUCCUCCGCCCACGGCAGCGGCGCCGGCGCCGGCCUGCUGGGCCGCGGCGGGGGCAAGGGCGGGAGCGGCACCGGCACCGGCAGCGGGAGCGGGAGCGGGAUCGGCGGGGACAGCACGUCGACCAUCGGCGGGGGCGGCGCGUCGGCGGAUGCGUGGACCCGGCUCGUCAGCUCCGGCGUGGAGGACGACCUGGUGUGCGCCGUGGGAGCCGGGGCUGGGUUCGGGGCGGGUGGCCUGCCGUACGGCUACUUCCUCGAUGCCUGCUUCCUCUGCCGGAAGCCGAUCGCCAGCAACCGCGACAUCUUCAUGUACAGAGGGGACAUCGCGUUCUGCAGCGAGGAGUGCAGGACGGAGCAGAUGGAGGCGGACGAGGAGAUGGAGAGGAAGGAGAAGAGCGCGUCCGCCAAGAAGCUGUCGCAGAGGCCGCCGUCCCUGGGCGAGGUGGAAUCCCCGCCGCGGCCGCCCAAGACCAGGGCCGGGUCAAUCCUCGCCGGCUGA